Messenger RNA from Protopterus annectens (West African lungfish), 10548 nucleotides. RefSeq names its product TNF receptor associated factor 4 (gene TRAF4). The coding region runs from base 441 to 1853 and encodes 470 amino acids. The record is from RefSeq and is a predicted model, not a curated record. Gene Ontology annotation, biological process: signal transduction; activation of NF-kappaB-inducing kinase activity; protein ubiquitination. The transcript has 7 exons. Lineage: Eukaryota; Metazoa; Chordata; Ceratodontiformes; Protopteridae. Gene Ontology annotation, molecular function: zinc ion binding; ubiquitin-protein transferase activity; protein binding.
UAGGUCAGUCAGUUUCUGAGAGUUGCUCUCCAAGGGUGUUAGUUACACACUCAGGGAAAAAAAAAAAAACAGAAGCAGCCCGACAUGCAACGUUAACAGAUUAGUAAUACAUUAUCAGCUGGGGUUGUCACUGUAAAUUAAAAAAAUAAAUGACCACCUGUAGCUCUACCUUAAGAGAGGACAGUUGCCGGAGCUCCUCUUGUAGCCUGCGGGAAUAACUGCUUAGUAAUAUUCAAAAUAUACUGAAUUGUGGUUUUGUUAAAGUGAACGUGUAGGGGGAACCCGUACGUCUUCAACCUUACUUACUGCUACCAGCUCAUGCGUUGUGUGGAACAUACCCAACACUUUUUACGCACGGACACUUUUUAAGGAGGAUCUACGGUGUUGGGGACAGCCGCUUGUCGAGGGUUCUGUUCUGCGAUCCUGUCACGUUACUGAAGAUGCCAGGAUUUGAUUAUAAGUUUUUGGAAAAACCGAAACGGAGAUUUCUUUGUCCACUUUGCAAUAAGUCCAUGCGAGAUCCCGUGAAGGUGUCUACCUGCGGGCACCGGUUCUGUGAUACCUGCCUGCAGGAAUUCCUCAGUGAAGGGGUCUUUAAGUGUCCAGAAGAUCAGCUACCUCUUGACUAUGCAAAGAUUUAUCCUGACCCAGAACUGGAGACUCAGAUCCUUAGUUUUGUUAUUCGAUGUAUCCACAGUGAAGAGGGCUGUCGCUGGACAGGCUGCAUUAGGCAGCUCGAGAGCCACCUUUCAGCAUGUGCUUUCAAUGUCAUCUCUUGUCCUAAUCGGUGCUCAAUCAAGUUGAUCCGGAGAGACCUUCCAGAGCACCUUCAGCACGAUUGUCCUAAGCGAAGGGUCAAGUGUGAGUUUUGUGGAAAUGACUUCACUGGGGAAAGUUAUGAGAAUCAUCAAGGAAUCUGCCCUCAGGAAAGUGUGUAUUGUGAAAAUAAAUGUGGAGCUCGCAUGAUGCGUCGCCUUCUGUCACAGCACUGUCUCACAGACUGUCCCAAGCGUACUCAGCCAUGCAAGUACUGCAACAAGGAAUUUCUGUAUGAUACAAUCCAGAAUCACCAGUACCAGUGUCCUCGCUUUCCUGUACCAUGUCCCAACCAAUGUGGAAUGCCAAACAUAGCCAGAGAAGACUUGGCCAGUCAUCUAAAAGAGAACUGCAACACAGCAUUGGUCCUUUGCCCCUUUAAAGAUGCUGGCUGUAAACAUAGGUGUCCAAAGCUCGCAAUGACCAGACACUUGGAUGACAGUACCAAAGUCCAUUUAAGCUUGAUGUGCAGUCUUGUGAGCCGGCAGCGGCAGGAGAUUAUGGAUUUGCGUCGUGAGCUAGAAGACCUGUCAGUGAGUAAUGAUGGAAUUCUCAUCUGGAAGAUUUCUGACUACAGCCGCAAACUACAGGAAGCCAAACUCCGCAGCAACUAUGAGUUCUUUAGUCCACCAUUUUAUACACACAAGUAUGGUUACAGGCUGCAAGUAUCUGCCUUUCUAAAUGGUAAUGGCAGUGGGGAAGGAACUCACCUUUCGCUUUAUAUCCGUGUGUUGCCUGGUGAGUACGACAACCUUUUAGAGUGGCCAUUUUCAUACAAAGUUACUUUCUCACUCUUGGACCAAAGUGAUCCUUCCCUUUCUAAACCACAGCAUAUCACUGAGACAUUCAGUCCUGAUCCCAACUGGAAGAACUUCCAAAAGCCAGUUACCUCUCGCAACUCAAUGGAUGAAAGCACAUUAGGCUUUGGUUAUCCAAAGUUCAUUUCACAUGAAGAAAUCAAAAAGCGGAACUAUGUUAGAGACAAUGCCCUCUUCAUCAAGGCAUCUGUGGAUAUCCCAGAGAAAAUUAUUGUAUGAACUAUAAAUGUUGGUUAACUUACUGUGUAGCACAUAGUGGCUAACUUCAUUAGGCAAGAAAACCAAACAUCUCUUGCCCAUAACAUACUGAGUUUUCCCAUAUUAUAGGUUCUACAAAAUCAGAACAGAAGUAUCCAAACAAAGACAUAAUAAAUAAAUCCUCAUUUUAUAACCGAAAGGACAGUGAAGACAAUACAUUCAUGUUCCAUUCAUAUAAGCCCUGACAUGCUGUUAAAUGUGGUGGAUGACCAGCAUUUAAAAGUGCCAGGGGGGAAUAGCAGGACCUUUGCAACCCCCCCAACUAUGUACUAAAGCCAUUAAACCAAAGGGAGCAUGUCUAAAGAUAGUUGCUACUGUUAUCAGAGCAGGGGACUUGAGAGAGUGGUAUAGCCCGGCUGAGAAUGAGUGUGAAGUAGGACUGAAGGGUUAAAAAAAGUUGGCCUGAACUGAAGAUGCAAUAAUCUGCCUUUUAAGGAAGACUGUUACUGAAACAUUCUAUGUUUCCUCUCAAAUAAAAGGAGGGUAAUAUAUUUAAAAUAUGUGCCUGAUUAAUUGAAAGAACCAGUCCUUAUUUUGAAAACAGUGGCUUCUUCAGCAUUCCACCCAUUGUUAAUAGAGGAGACUACAUUUUCAGCUGUGAUUUUUUUACCUUUUUAAUACCGAGGCUGUGAACUGUAAGUUUUUGAAUGAACAUUUUUUUAAACAGAAACGACAUUAAUGGUCUCUAUUUUACAUGUAAUGACCAACUGUUAUCUAUCAGAGCAGAUGGAGUGCCACUUUAUAUAGUAUGUUAAAUGAGAUCACUGUCAGUGGCUUAUGCCUAUUAUUACAAUACCUUUGGCUCAUAAGCUUUCAAAAGGGGUACAAGGAGAUAUAAAAUGAAAAUUUGUAAUUGAUACCAUGUAUGUCUAGGGCCACAAGCUACACAACUGGAGUAACUAUAUACGAUAGCAUACCCAGAGCUAGUUGUCAUGUAAUUCUGAAUCAUAAUGUAAAGAUAAGUAUCUCCCAGUCUCCCAGAUUCCCAAACAGUUUGUACUUGGAGAAAAGCUGUGUUGAUUCAUAGCUAUUCCAUGACUGCUUAUGAAUCUGGAGUAGCACAAAUUGUUUUGAAGACUGGGUGUAAGUCGUUUUGGGACAGGCUGGAACAUGUGAGGGAUACUGUGAUUAGAAGAGAUUAAUAAAAACUAUCCAGUCAUUUUCUGCCUAAUAUUAGAAGUGAGACAGAUGCUCAUUGUAUUUGUGAAUGUUCAUGUUGUGUUCUUGUGGGUGAGGUGAACUGCAAGCAGUCCUAAUCCUCUCUGACUUGGUCAUGUGUUUGAAGUUGUAUCAUCCAGAAUUUUGGGAGCAUGUCUUAUUUAAUAUGUUUAAGAUAAUCUGGGCAGCUUUGGGAAACAAAACAGUGGUAUAUAUUAUUACAUUAUAUGCUAUUUUCACUGUGGAUUUCAGAUUACCUCUGGAGAACAAUAAAAGAGAAAAAUUAACUUGCUUGUUUUGGGAGCAGGUGGUGCAUUAGAAUGUUCUCCUCUUAAGUCAUGAUGUAAAUAAACCCUUUUGCCAAAAAAUGUUGUUAAUAAUUUAUAGAAACUAAUGUGUAAGAAUUAUUGCUGUGACAAAUGGACAGUAGAUCAGAUUUAUCACAUUCACAUUGAUUGAUAAAAAGAAUAAUUCUUCAGCAGAGGGAUCAAAGGGCUUCUAUAACUCAGGGCUGGCCACCAAAUGCCAGAAUAAAAACAAACUUUGGUUUCAUUAAAUGAUUUUUGGUGCUGCAGUAUCCAAGUGCUUUUUUAUCAAACAGGAUUUAAUGGUCAGAAUCAGCUGGCAAUCAGUGUUAUAUAUGUAUGUUUUUUGGGGGGUGCUAAUGUGGAAGUGCUAAGAAUGGAUGUUACUGACCAAUAUGUGCAUGUCUGUGUAUAUUCAUUUGGUAUAAUCCCUGCAUUUCUAUUGAAACAUUAAAGAAGAAAUGUAGGAAUGUUUGUAAGCAAAGGGCUAAAACCCCAAACCAGUCGUCAUUCUUGUGACAUUUGGAGGAGAGCACACUGUUGUUGCUGUUGUUUUGUAACUCCCAGUAGAAAAAUAUGUUUUGCAAAACUUUCACCCACUUUUUGAAAUGACUUUGAACAUUUUUAAGGUAAUCAUUUUUAUAUACAGUACACUCAGUGAAGUGUACAAUAUGCAUAAACACUGACCUUAAAAAUGAAUGGUGAAAAGUGAGAGCGAAGUGUAGAUAAGGACCACUGUGAUCCAAAAAAAAUGUUUUUAAUUUAUUUUGACAUUCUUCAGAAUGCUAAAGUCACCUAGAACACUAUAAGGCAUUGGCAUUGCAUUUAUUUGUCCUGCUGCAAAAAUAAUGUGAUGGGUUAGCCAUACUGAUAUGAUUUUUUUAGCUAAGCUUUUUUCCUUCCCACAAUGCAUUAUGUUAUAGAAAACGACAUUCUGUUGCCUAGCAAUGUCCUCCAGGAUGUUCUGUUUGAGAUAGAAUGGAAGUACUCAUAAAUACAGCUUACUUUCCAAUGUCUGGAUAAGUGUCAGUGACUUCCCCCAUGGUACUAUCUGGCUUGUGUUUUUUGUCAUGUUUAUAGUACAGUUCUGUAAGCCCUUUCUUCAGUUAUAAACAGUCGUUACGUUUUUUUUUUUUUUUUUUUUUGGGGGGGGGGUAAAAGUAGGUGCAUGUUAGUUGCAAUGGCUUUUUUCAUUCACUCCCUGUAUCAGCCAGUGGUUUCAUGUUUCUUGAGCUUCUGUCCUCAGACCCAGCCUGGCAUUGCACAGUAAAGUUGUUAAUUCCCAAAGAACACAAUCUCUGUAUAAUCUCAGUGGAAGGUGAAGAGAGUAACUGUGAAUAUUACUAUACAGUAAAUGAUCUGUGAAUUCCCAGAGACUAAGUAGGUUUAUAAGCGUAAUGGAAAGGGAAAGGAAAAGCUAGAAACACCUUGCUGUGUGGUCUUUCUUGGGCCUUAAAAACGUGUUGGCCAGUAUGAUGUAAGAACCAGAGAGAACAUUUCCAAGAGGAAGCAUUGUGAUAGUUCAUCAAGCACAGUAGGUCAUACACUGAGGAAGCUGAGUGACACAGACAUGCCACAGAAGAGGGGAAAAGCUAGGCAAUGCUUUUUUGUAUGUGGCAGUGGAGACACCAUCUUUCAGGGAGUAAGAUGCAUCGAGGAAAUAAAAACUUGUUUGAUUAUGAUUUCCUUUACAUUUCUGGUUCUUUACAGUUAGUGUCUGACUGAGAUGUUUUGUGAAAUGCAGUCCAAACACAGUAACAGCUUGUUGCUUAUACUAACUUUCCACCUUUCAGCAGUUUUGUAAAACAGUAAGUGAUAAACCAUGUGUGGAAAGCAGUGCUAUAUUAGAAGAAAUGACUGAUUAUGUUCUGCAUUCUUUUGGGAUGUUAGUAGUGUGAUUGAUAUCCAGUGUCAGUCCUCAAGCAGACAUCAGGUACUGCUGUCUGUCUAUGAGUACAGUAGCAGUCAGUGCAGGGGAUUAAGGCAGUGACCUGUUAACUAGCUGCUUCUUUAAGUCUGGGGUUUGCCUCCCUCAACCUCCAUUUACCUGUUGUGUUACUCUUUGCAAAUCAUUUAAUGAAUCAGUCCUCCUGGAAUACAUCUCUGAGGUUCAGUACUGCAUUACAUUUAACAAACAGACACAAACAAGUAUACAAGAAAGCAGUCUAUCAUGUUCAUUAAGGCACUUUGUGAUCAGGAUGCAUUUGGCCACCAUGCUCCGUCCUGAUGUGCAUUAGAACUGUUUAAUGAACAGUCCAUCAUCGGUCCUUACUGUUUACAUAAUAGUAAAGGUUCAGUAUCCUUACACUCCUGAAAAGUGUUAUGAAAGGAAACUAUUUUGAAGAAGAGCAUACCUCUCAACUGUACAUAUUUUCGCAGAAUGUCCAGACUUUUGCCUCAUAUUUUUGGUCUGUUUUUCAUAAAAGUAUGGUUUUCUGGCAAGUUAGUUGCAAAUCAUUCAAGAAUGAAGUUACAAAAUAAUGACAGACAUUUGAGUUUCAAGCUUAAUACUCCUCAGAAAAUUCAUGCUAAUGCAAAACCUGUUAUUCUGUCAACUUUCUAGGUUUGUAAGAGCAAUAUUUAAAAACUGCCCCUAUUGUCAGGCCUUUGUCCCACUUUUAUAUAUGGUUUUGUAAAAAUGUCUUGCUCUAAGAGGUUGAGAUGUAUGAAGAAGAGUGUCUUACACCAAUUUAAAGUUCUGUCAGAGGUCCAUAAAAUGUAUAAGUUUUUAACUCUCACUUUCUGUGUAUCUCUCCCUCUGUCUACAAAAUGUAUAUAUGUGUGUAUGUAUAUACGUAGAUAUUUAUUUGUAUCUGUUAUAUUUAUAGUCUUACUUAAUACUGUGUUUUCAAGUGUCCAGUAAAUCUGGCAGCGUAUCUCCAAUUUAUUUGUGCAGAUUGAUAGAAUCUUUCCCGUAGUAUUGUCAUAAAGUGUACAGAAAUACAGACUUUGAUAACAGAUAAGGACCACUUGUCCAACCUAGUCUGUCAGUUUCUUUAUAGACUGGUAAAUGUAUGGAUCCUGCUUUACCAGUAUUUUUUUCUUGCUUUUUCCCCAUUCUUUAUAGGAAUCAUGUUGUUUCUAUCCCAUUUGGUCUUACUAGCAUCUCUUCAAGAAGUCAUUUUUAAUUAUCCACCACCCUUUCCAUGAAAAAAAAAACACUUUUUUAAAACUGUGUGCCUGUUUGGGCUCUAUAGAUUCAUUUGAAGUAAUUGAAUGUUUCUGUCAUAUACCUCUGUCUUCUUCAAGAUUGUGCAUGAUAACCUUGUGUAGGCUCUUUUUUGAUGGCCUUUGAGAAAGUUGCAUCAUUUUUGUUGCUUUCAUCUGUACUGUCUCUAUCCCAGACAAAACUGGGCCUCAAAAACUGUGCACAGUACCAAAGACAGGGUCUUCUAGCUGUUUGUGUGUAAGCAUAGUAACUUAGUUUUUCAGUGGCAAUUCCUCUUCCUAUGCAUGCUAGCACUUUGCUGCCUUCUGUGCUGUUUUGUUUUGCUGAACACCUACAGAAUAAUCUGAGUACACUAACAUCAAUUUUUGCUUUUGUUACUGACAUUGUUCAUAAUUUCAAAUAUAGUUAUUUGCUGCAGAAAAUAGAUGGUCUGUAUUGAUCAUAUAUUUAGAUUAUUAUAGAUAUUCUAGAACAAACUGUAAUAGGACAUCUCUGGGCAAUUACUUAGUUGUAGAGGGUGAAGUCUGAAAAUACAUUCAAAAUGAUUUAACACUUACUCAGAUUAUCUGUUUCAGCCACUUAUUCUUUUUUAAUGUUAGGAUGAAGUAGUGUGGCUUUUGGAAGCCAUAUUCUGAUUGACUUCCUCAGUAAUGCAUCAAGUAGAAUAUUUUUAGCAUUUCUUAGAGUUUGUUAUCCCUUUCUGUAGUCUAUCAAGGCAGCACAAACUGCUGUAGGUGAGCUGUGGUUUAAUAAGUAGUGAUCCAGUUAAAGGUAAAACACAGACCCCAGUACACAUAGAAUUUGUGCAUAAUACACACACACACACACACACACACACACACACACACACACACACACACACACACACACACAAACAUAGCAAUAGUCACAAAUAUCUGAAGCUGGAUGUAAGAUGUGAAUAUUGUAUUACAAUGAAAGUUGACACGUGAUAACGGUAAUGUUUUCAAAAUGCUGUGAGAACAUAAUAGGGCUGGGCAGAUACACCCCUACAAAAGAAAAUGUAUGUUCUCUAAUUAGUGAGCUUAGUACUUUGUCUUACUUAAACCUCUCAGUUGCAGUUCAGUUAAAAACAUUUUUACUGUUGUUUUUCAUACUGUAGAUGCUCUCUGUAUUUAAACUAGGCAGCCUUAUUUUCCAGAAGACAUGCAAAUACUACAUGCUGUCUGUACCUCACUAGGAUAUGUUACUACAAUGAGUCUUCACUGGAUUCCCCAGUUUAUAUGCAUGCAAUUGCUUUUACAGUUUGCAUUAGUUACUCUAAAUGAAAAGUUUGUCAGGGUUUCAUUGCUACUGUUAGAGUGUGUGUAUAUACAUAUAUCAUUUGUGUUACUUAGUGUGUGAUGGUCAGAAACAUGACAAUUCCUUUCUGUUGCUUAGUGGUUUCCAUAAAGAUAGUGGUAAGUUUGUGUGUGGAGGUAUAUUUGCAUGCAUUUGUGUAUGUAUGAUCAUCAUCAGCCCCCCUUUUUCUACAUGGGGUUGAGGUGUUGUGUCAACUGUCAUCACCUUCCUCGAUUCAAUGCCACUCGCUUAUCUUCUUUGAGAGUCAUGCCUGACGGUCUCAAGUCUUCUUACACAAUCAUCCAUCUCUUUGCUGAAUGUCCUCAUUUCCUCUUGCCUUCUUCCUUUCUGUCUCAAAUCUUCUUCACCAAAUUAUCUUUUGCUUUCCUGCAGAUGUGCUCAAAUCACCAUAAUCUGUCCUCAUUGACCUUUUCUACAGUUGGAGCUACUUUAGCUUCUGCUCUUAUGUCAUCAUUCUUUAAUCUGUCCUGCGAUGUGUAUCCAAGCGUCCAUCUCAGGCACUUCAUCAGCUAUAACUUCUUUAACUGCUCUCCCUUCACUGCUCAGGUUUCAGUACCAAACAGAAGUACUGGUUCACACCACUGUUUUGUACACCUUACCUUUCACUGUCUUUGACAUUCCUCAGUCACACACUACCCCUGACAAUUUGGCCGCAGCUUCUGUUAUUCUAGCUUUGACCUCCUCAUUAACACUUCCAUUAUCCUCAACCACCAAGCCCUCUAAGAUACUUGAAGCUGUCAACCAGUUCCACCAUUUUUAUUUCUAUCUGAAUUUUGACUUGAUUUUCCCUAUUUGCUGCAAUGACAGCUGACUAGCCUGUACACAGUUUCUUCACACAUGCCUUCAGUUUUGUAUUCCUUUCCCCUAUCAUUUGAUGACAUUUCUGUUGUACGUAUGCCUGUAAUGCCGCAUCAUCUUCAUACAAUAGAAGAUUUGUUAAUCUGUCCCCUCCAACCUGUUUGCUAAUGUGAUCCAUCACUGGUAUGAACAGCAGUGGGCUCAGAACUGAACCCUGAUGAACCCCUCUGUGAUAGAUAUAACACACACGCAUACACACACACACACACACACACACACACACACACACACACACACACACACACACACGCAAUGUAUGCACAUGCAUGCAAUGUCAGUUUCUUGAAACUCCAUGGCAUGGUACAAACUGGUGAAAGCUGACAGCCAAGUACACAAAUUCUUGUGUUAACGUUUGGUUGUACAGUGGUCAAGAACUUGCAAUACAGUGUAAAACACUAAAAAAAAGUAUUUUUGCAGGAGAGUUCUCCCCCAACACACACCCACACUGAGAUAAUUGUACCAAAAAGAAAGUGAGGUUAUUAAAACUGAUAGGUCUUUAUCUGUAUUUUAAUGAUUGCUUUUUCUGUAGGAUCCUGUGAGUUCAGAGACUUUAGAAACCUCUAGAUUUCAAGGCCAAACAAAUUAUUCCUUUAUGAAGCAGACAACAACACACAACAUUUGCAGCCGCAAGAAGUCUGUGUGUGGAUGUGUGCGUGUGUGUGUGUGUGUGUGUGUGUGUGUGUGUGUGUGUGUGCGCGCUUAUAUGUGUUUGUAUGAGUGUAUGUUUUAUGUGUAUAAUCCUAGGUGUUUGUAGACUUCUUAUUAACUUAAAAAAUGAAUCCCUAAUCCAUAAAAGCCCUGUGAAACUGCAUAUAAUAUAUGUUUCGCAAGGUAGUUAAAAUCUUGGUUAUAUAUACUCCCAUACACUAGUCUUUAGAAGUGUAAAAAGAAGGCUCAAUUUUACAAUUCCCAUUUUAAGGCCUUGUUCCCCCAUGUUUUUUUGUUUUUCUGCUUACACUUAGCUUUAUCAUCUUUGUUCUGACUGUCAAGCAGAUGAUUCCCAGAUGUGGUUUGUGUUACUGUUAAACUAUGAAAGGAGUGAAAAUAAUUUUUCAUAGCAUGACAGCCUUUUAGGGCUUUCCACGCUGCAGUGUUGUUUUUUCUGUGUAAACCUAAGGGUUGCAAUGGACUGUAUGGAACUGAUACUUGACCAGUCAGUCCCUGAGAUUCUGCAUUAUGUAAAUGCCAUGUUUUUUGUUUGUUUGUUUUUUUAUGUACAUAUAAAUACUGCAAAAUAAGGAUGUUAAUCACCUACUAGGAGGCUAAAAGUGGGGAAAGAUGCACAUUCUUUUACAGACAAAUGCCUACUGCAGUUUGAUGGUGUCUCCUUACUCUGCACGAAGACCCUUACACAAGGAUACUUCAUGUUAGAAAUGCUUGCAUAUCUUGGAUCAGUCCUGACAACUGGUAGGGGCAACAGUAAGGAGAUGGAGAAACAUUUUAAGCACAUCUGGUAAAAGACUUUUAGUCCAUAUGCUAGUAAUUUAUAUCUAGUACAUGGUUUGCAAACUAGUUUGGAAGGACAGGAACAUUUGCAGAUCCAGUUUUGUAGUCUGCAGUUUGGAAAACAUUGCUUGUGUUUAUAAAAGGUAAUCAUUGUAUAAUAUGAGAGGUUUCUUCUGUAUCAGGAAGUUAAGGUAAUAAGCAUGCUAAGAAUGAUUGGAUUAAGAAGCUCUUGAAUAGUUUUGUUAAAUAAUUACUGAUUAUAUUUUGAUCCUUUGUCAAUUCCCUUUCUAAAUUAUUUAUUUAGCUCUGCUACAUGAAUGACAGAAUGCUAAACUUGUAAAGUAGAACUGAAGAGUGACUUGCUUGUUUAUUUUUUUUAAAUAAAGUGUUACUUGUUACA